This is a messenger RNA of Phytophthora nicotianae INRA-310, 108 nucleotides long. RefSeq lists its product as hypothetical. The transcript is spliced from 2 exons. NCBI's taxonomy places the organism in Eukaryota, Oomycota, Peronosporomycetes, Peronosporales, Peronosporaceae. The coding region runs from base 1 to 108 and encodes 35 amino acids. The record is from RefSeq and is a predicted model, not a curated record.
AUGGUGGCUACUCCCACUGGCUAUGCGGCUACCAACAAUCCGCUGCAGCAGUAUCACUACACGCUUAAACUAGUGAAUGGCAGUAAACGCGCCAACCCGAGUGAAUAA